UUCCACCUCCAUGCUGUUUGUGGCAGCUAAGGGAACAACGUGGAUGCAAGAAAUACAGUUAUUUUGUUAAAAUUAUUGCAUGAAACACCUCACGUCACCUCAUGAUUUCUUCAAGACGGAUUUAACAAAGAAUUUACUAACUCUGCGCAAAGAUGGGUAAACCUCCUAAAAAGAGGAAUCUUGCCGACAAGGUUCGCAAGACCAAAACUUCUACUGAGAUCAAAAACAACCCUUUUGAAGUGAAAAUUAACAGGAAGAAAUUUGAUGUUUUGGGAAGAAAAUCCAAACAUGACGUUGGUCUACCAGGGGUUUCCCGAUCCAAAUCCAUCACAAAGAGAAAAGAAACUCUGUUAAAGGAGUAUAGACAGAAAAACAAAUCAAGUAAACUCAUUGACAGACGUUUGGGAGAAUAUGACUCCAAGAUGGCACCAGAAGACAAAAUCCUGCAGAGGUUUGCCAUGGAGCGACAGCGUACGCAUGACAAGAAAGAUAAAUACAACUUGAAUGAAGAAGAGGAGCUCACUCACUACGGACAAUCUUUGGCUGAAAUUGAGAAAUUCAAUGAUGCUGUUGGAAGUGAUGAGGAAACUGAAGAGAAGGGGCUAUUGUCAGCUGAACUCACUGCCUCACACUUUGGCGGCGGUGGUCUUCUCAGAAAGAAAGGUUCAGGACAGCAGCCAGAUGAUGAGGGGAGUCAGAGAGCCAAGUCCAGACAAGAGCUCAUUGAAGAACUCAUACAAAAGUCCAAACAGGAAAAACGUGAACGGCAAGUGCAGAAAGAAGAAGCGCAGGAGCUGACAGAAAAGCUGGACCAGGAGUGGAAGAGCAUUCAAGCCUUGAUGGUGAAAAAAACUCCCAAAUCGGAUCAGGCUGAUAAACCAGAGGAGAAGCCAAAGCUUGAAGAAUAUGACAUGAUGGUGCGAGAGCUUGGCUUUGAGAUGAAAGCUCAACCAUCAGAGAAGUUGAAAACUCCAGAGGAGAUUGCCAGAGAGGAGAGGGAGAAGCUACAGAAAUUAGAGGCCGACCGACUGAGGAGAAUGCUGGGGGAGGAAGCAGGAGACAGUGCUCAAACACAAAGUCAAACGCACAUGUCGGCUGAUGACCUGAACGAUGGCUUUAUUCUGGAUAAGAAUGACAAAAAGACCCUGUCAUAUGAGGAUGGAAAAUGGAACAUCACAGAAGAGAAUGAAGAACAGGACGAUGAUGAUGAUGAUGAUGAGAAACAAGGAGAUGGUGGUGAAGAGGAUCAGUCAGACGCAGAUGAUGAUGAUGAUGAUGCUGAGGAGGCAGAUUCAGAUGAGGGAGAGGAGGACGAUGAGGAAGAGGAUGAUGGCAGUGAUGAAGCGGAGGAGGAGGAUGGCCACUCAGAUCUAGAGUCAGAGCAAAGCGCUGAAGAAGAAGAUGAACCCCCAAAGGAAGAGACCAAGCCAAAGAAGAUAUUGAGCAAAGAAGAGUUGAAGGCCCAGAAGGAAGCUGCAAAAGCUGAACUUCCAUACACAUUUGCUGUUCCAGAGAGUUACAAGGCCCUAAAAGAUUUGCUUAAUGGCCACACUUGUGAAAACCAGCGCAUUAUUGUGGCUAGAACUCAGAAAUGUAACCAUCCAAGUUUAGCUGUAGGAAAUAAGAUGAAAUUGCAGAAACUAUUUGGCUUUUUGUUGGAGUACAUCGGAGACUUGGCUACAAAAACUCCACCUGAAUUGACCACUAUUGAUAAGCUCAUACCGGAGCUGUACGGUCUGUGUCAGGUGUUUCCUGAAGCCGCCUGUAAGUCAAUGCAGACCAUCAUUGGAGAUGCAGCUCACAGCAUGGAGGAAAAGCUUGAAGGCAAAGGUUAUGCUCCUUUUCCAACACUGGACAUGCUUAUUUACCUGAAGGUGACAGCACAGUUUUUUCCAACAUCUGACUUCAGACAUCCUGUCACUACUCCAGCUCUGCUGUACAUCAGCCAGACUUUAACGAAGUGUCCAGUGAGGACUCUCCAGGAUGUAACAGUGGGCCUUGUGCUGUGUUGUCUGGCAGUGGAGUACAUCUCGCUCUCAAAGCGCUUCCUGCCUGAACUUGUAAAUUUCCUUGUUGGAAUACUACAUGUAGCUGUCAAAGAGAAGAAUUCUCUCGGUUAUAAUGUGGUACCCCCCUUUAGGCCCAUGGGGAAGCACAGUGAUCUGCUUGUGUUAUCAAACCCAGAGUCCUGCCGGAGCUGGAGUAAGAACGCCAUCCCUCUGUCUGCAGCCCAACACCAGGAGUUCAGCAGUGAACUGGACAGAGACCACCACAGGUUGACCUGUUUAUCGACCUGCUUGGACCUGGUGAAGAGGUGCUCGCUGCUCUACAAAGACCUUCCAUCCUACAGCCACAUCUUCAGACCUCUCAGAACACUCCUUUCUAACCAUCUCUCCGUGCAAGUUUUACCCGAGGCGUUGCAUACUUUGCACAGUGAGAUCCUGGAAAUCAUUAGCAGCGCCACAAUGACUCGUGCUCCUUUAGUGUUUGAGAAGAAGAAGCCUAUUCCUCUGAAGCUACUGACGCCAAAGAUAGUUGAAAUAGUGGACUACGGUAAGAAGCGCGGCUGCACCCGAGAGGAGCGGGAGAAGGAACGUCUCAAGCACAAAUAUAAGAAAGAGUUUAAGGGAGCUUUGAGGGAAAUCAGGAAGGACUCGCGCUUCCUGGCCAGAGAGAAGCUAAACGACGUCAUGCAAAAGGACAUGGAGAGAAAGAGAAAGGUGAAGGAAUUAUUAGGUAGUCUGGCCACACAGGAGGGAGAGUGGAAGGCCCUCAAGAGGAAGAAGAAAAAGUGAGACGCGAAAUGUCACUUUUCAUGUUUUUUUAAAAAUGCCUAUCAUAUUGAACAGAGCUUUUAAGAUAAUCGUUCAGAAUUUUCUACUUGCUCUAACUUUCUGACUGGAUACAUAAUGGACUAAGUGAAUAUUCACGUUUAUUACGGAAGUGUUAUGUUAUUGAACAAAACACAUAAAAUCUUUACAACUAAACCAAUACAAGUUUCUGUUAGCUUUUUAAAACAUGUCUAUGUUAAUGUCACUUUAAGAGGCUCAUCGCCUGGUGGUAAGUUCCUUCUGUUGUUGCCACUUCUGCCCCGGCUCAGACUCACACCUGAAGCAUCAGGCUGUUCCUUUUUGGUCCAGAUUCUAUGUGCUAUAAGGUGAAUAACGCUGGAAUAUUUUUGCAUUUACUGAAACCCAUAUAAACGUUAACAGAAAGAAUGACUUAGUAAUAAACUUAAGACCUCUCCUGUGUUGCAUUGAUGAUUUGGAUCGAUGCAUUUCUCAGACGUGGUCUGGGCCUUUUCUUCCACACAGAACAUUUGCUUUUCAUGUAACUUUUUUCAGUUUUUUUCUAUUGGCGUCAGGUAGACCUGAUUGCCUGAGCCACUCUAGUGACUUAAUUUUCUUUCUCUGAAACCGAUUUCCUUGGCUUUGUGCUUGUGAAAAGCCCCACAGCAUCAUGUUCCCAUGACGUCUGAAGUUCAUUUCAAGGACAGUGUCAUUUUUUUGUACAUUAUUUGCUUGAUGUUGGUCUAAUCUGACCCAUCUAGUCUCACAAUGUUUUUUUUUUUUUUGUUUUUUUUUUAUCUUAAAAGAACUUUGUUACACACAACUGCAUUUUUUUAUUUUUAAAAAUGUGCAUAAUGGCUCUGAUAGCUGAAUGCAUACUGUCUUUGCUUGUGUGGAUCACAUUGGCUGUCAUUAAAAUCUGGUGAUAGUUUC
This is a messenger RNA of Periophthalmus magnuspinnatus, 3722 nucleotides long. RefSeq names its product NOP14 nucleolar protein homolog (yeast) (gene nop14). The transcript is spliced from 19 exons. NCBI's taxonomy places the organism in Eukaryota, Metazoa, Chordata, Actinopteri, Gobiiformes, Gobiidae. The coding region runs from base 153 to 2795 and encodes 880 amino acids. The record is from RefSeq and is a predicted model, not a curated record. Gene Ontology annotation, biological process: maturation of SSU-rRNA. Gene Ontology annotation, cellular component: nucleolus; small-subunit processome; Noc4p-Nop14p complex.